Molecule: messenger RNA, 375 nt
Organism: Pyricularia pennisetigena
Lineage: Eukaryota; Fungi; Ascomycota; Sordariomycetes; Magnaporthales; Pyriculariaceae
Exons: 2
Coding region: 1-375 (124 amino acids)
Source: RefSeq, a predicted model, not a curated record
AUGGCUGACCCCGACCUGCCCCAGCCGAGAUACCACCACAUCGUCUUUGUCCAAACCGACGAGGAGGACGGGUCCGGGGUCAAAUUCCACGUCGUCGGCGACAUCACCAGCUUCGGCGGCAUGAAGUACGAGUCGAUCGAGUUCGGCAACCCGCUCGACGACCCAGCCUACCACGGCAGAGACCUGCUCGGCCGCACCGUCGCCGAUGGUUUCCGCCGCCGGACGGAGCUGGUCAAAAUGUGGAAGCCGCUCGCGUUUUAUGCGCCCGGCGAGGAGCGCCGGCCGCCCUGGAAGUGCACGGAGUGGACCAUGGAUCAUGCCAUUCCGGCCCUGUGGAAGCAUGGCCUGAUCGUGGACGCAAAAAUGCGGGAAUAG